This is a messenger RNA of Canariomyces notabilis, 777 nucleotides long. RefSeq lists its product as uncharacterized. Bases 1 to 777 code for a protein of 258 amino acids. The record is from RefSeq and is a predicted model, not a curated record. The transcript has 2 exons. Lineage: Eukaryota; Fungi; Ascomycota; Sordariomycetes; Sordariales; Chaetomiaceae.
AUGGCGCUCACAGGCCCCUAUUUCCCCUUCUGUGUUAUACUCGCAUCUCUUUCUCUUUUGCUCACCUCAGCCCUUGCUCAAACUGCCACGGUCACUACCACGACAACCGCCACCCCGACCAUGACCCGCAUCGUCGACAUCUUCUUCCUCAAUGAGCGCGAGUAUGAAGGCUUGCCUUACACCAUGUUCCACCGCGACUCAGGCUCCGUCGUGGCCGUGGACAACGCCAACAACCUGACCACCUACGUCGUCACAACCACCCGUGUCGACCGCCGGCCCAGCCUGUCGGCAACCCGCACCGACAACAUCACGACGGCCAUCCCGACGCUCGCAUCCACCCGCAGCCGGCACUGGCAGCCGCUGAACGGCACCGGCCAGCCGAGCACCAUCACCCAAGGGCCCGCAACCUUCAUGUUCACCGGCACGCGCUACGGGGCCUAUCACACAGUAGUCAACCGCUGCUCCCUAAACGGGACCGUCGAGGCGGCCUGCAACCUGACGCACGUCGGCAGCGUCUGGUACACGCGCGACCCGGCCUGGAACGGCACCUUCUCCACCUACAGCUACAACUGGACCAGCGGCGACCGCUUCGGCUUCGCCCCCGUCACCAUCACCCACGGCGCCGAGCUGCUGACGGGGCCCAGCCCCACCCCCAGCGGCGACGCCUCGUCGUCCGACGCUGCCCCGGGGAGCAUGGCCAGGAACGGCCUGCUCUUCUGGGUUUUCCUGCUGGGUUCCUUCCUGAUGAUGGGGGUCGGGGUGGGGAUUGUGAAUUAA